Neoarius graeffei (lesser salmon catfish) is the source of this 827-nucleotide messenger RNA. RefSeq names its product signal sequence receptor, delta (gene ssr4). NCBI's taxonomy places the organism in Eukaryota, Metazoa, Chordata, Actinopteri, Siluriformes, Ariidae. Bases 64 to 570 code for a protein of 168 amino acids. The transcript has 6 exons. The record is from RefSeq and is a predicted model, not a curated record. Gene Ontology annotation, cellular component: membrane; endomembrane system; endoplasmic reticulum.
UUGGCUGCUCUUUCCUGUAGAAGCUGCUUGCUUUGACUCCUCACGACAAACUAAAGAAGCAAAAUGAAGCGAGUAAUUGUAGCUGUUCUGGCUCUUUGUUUGACUCUUUGUGCAGCUGACACUUGCACAGAGCCUGUGAUCUCCACCUCAUCAUACACAACAGCUGAUGCAGUGAUCUCCUCUGAGACAGUCUUCAUUGUUGAGCUGAGCCUGGCAUGUGGAAAUGGAGCCCAGAGUGUUGCCCUCUACGCAGAUGUUAAUGGCAAACAGUUUCCUGUGACCAGAGGUCAGGAUGUUGGAAAAUAUCAGGUGUCCUGGAGUGUUCCCCACAAACAAGCAAACUCGGGCAUAUAUCAAGUGAAGUUCUAUGAUGAGGAGGCUUACAGCGCCCUGCGUAAGGCCCAAAGAAAUAAUGAAGAUCUAGAAGCAAUCAAGCCACUGUUUUCUGUCAAUGUAGAGCACAGGGGUGCAUGGAGCGGUCAUUGGGUGUCCUCUGAGGUCUUGGCAGCUGUCAUCGGCAUUAUUCUGUACUAUUUGGCUUACAGCACUAAAAGUUCAAUUCAGGCAUAAAGAUCUCAAUUAUGAAAAAGCAACUCCGUCAUGUAAACAUACUUCAUAACCAGGUUUUAAGUAUUUCUUGUACCAGCAGAUGCUCAUGUCUAAGUUUUGUAAGGAUUUUUUUUUUUUUUUUUAUGAUGCAGUUUGGAGAAAUUAGAGUAAUAACCUGUUAUUAGGUGUGGACUUGAUGUUCUGAGGACACAUUCUGGCUUUUGGAAUGUCUGCUUGUCAAUGAAAUUCAUUGAAUGAAUAAAAAUAAACAUUUUUAA